This is a messenger RNA of Fusarium keratoplasticum, 828 nucleotides long. RefSeq lists its product as uncharacterized. NCBI's taxonomy places the organism in Eukaryota, Fungi, Ascomycota, Sordariomycetes, Hypocreales, Nectriaceae. The record is from RefSeq and is a predicted model, not a curated record. The coding region runs from base 1 to 828 and encodes 275 amino acids. The transcript has 2 exons.
AUGGACCACCAGCCUUCUUCAUCUAGCCGACCCAUCAAGAGAGAACAACCCAGCACCCCCGGAGGAUCGAUCCUCGUCAGCAGCCGCAGUCCCUCCCCAGCUCCUCGCUCGACCAAACGAUCCCGCGACCGUCUCUUUACCGCUCUGCAACUCGGUAAUCCCUUGAUCCGAGGCCCACGCACCAUCACCACAGCCGACCACCUCGACGAGCUGGAGUUGAAGCGAUGCUUUGAGAUACUGCACGCCUGCGGUGCGGCGACUGAUCCGAAUGCCACGCUCAUGUCGACGAGGGAUACUAUGGAGGGGUUUCUUGAUGCUGUGUUUAAAGAGUGGACGGGGAACUUUGAGGAUGAGCUCCCGAAACCGACCAUGGACUUUGUCGUUCGCGAGUUUGUCAGUGUUGGCAAUAUCUGCGGCAAACCGGCGAAUCACAGCACCUCCAAGUCCUGCGCCGACUCACACGCAUGCACCACCCCCGUCUUCCUAGUCGCAACAUACCGUAGCAGACCAGCCCAACUAGAAGCAGGCUUCUGCAUCGACGAACCGCCCCGCAACCCAAACGACCAAGUUGAAGACCUCUUCUGCCCCAUGGAGCGAACAGACAUUCGCUGGGAAGUCGGCGACUGGCUGGGGGUCCUCAAGAUCGAAAUGAGCCGGGCUUGCACGGCCAAGAUACACAAGUACAACAAGCAUCUGGCGGUGUGGUAUGCGAGGAGUUUGGUUAGGGGUUGGGCUUUGGGGAGCGUUUCUAUGGGGAAGGAUAGGGAGGUUCUUGGGUUUUUGGGAAGGGAGUCUGUUGAUGCGGUGUUUGCCAUGAUGGGGAACUGA